UCUCUCUCUUCCUUCUCCCGCUGCACACGCGUGCGAAAGGGGUCGGAUCGAACGCCGCUCUGCCGUCGUCUUCCAUCUCUAUCCGAAGCGGAAGCGGAAGAGGGAGGGACGGGGUGAUGGGGUUGUGCCAGUCGAGGCUGGAGAGGCAGGAGGCGGUGUCGAGGUGCAAGGCGAGGAGGCGGUACACCAAGCAGCUGGUGCAGGCGAGGAGGGACAUGGCGGCGGCGCACGCGCUGUACCUGCGGGCGCUGCGGGCCACGGGCGCCGCGCUGCUGCAGUUCGCCAGCGCUGAGGCGGACCACCCGCACCCGCACCACGGCUCCGCGCCGCCGCCGCAUCCGCCCUCCCCUCCGCCGCCCCCGUCCCCGCCUCCGCCGCCGCCCCCCCCGCCGCCGCCGCUCAGCCCGACGCCGACCACCACGUCGUGGACGACCAACUCCUCCUCGAUCAGCGCGUCGCCGAUCCUGCCCCCGCCGCCGCCGCCGCCAAUGCCGUCCAGCUGGGACUUCUGGGACCCCUUCGCCCCGUCCUCCUCCCGCUCCCCCACCGACGACGCCGAGUGGGACGACGCCGCCACAACCAUCGACGCCCCCAACGCGGCCCCCGUCGUCACCGUCGCGGCGGCUGCGGCCCCGCCCCCUUCCAUCGUCACCGCCACCACCACCACCUCCACGGCCAGCGAGCUCACCGUCGUCGCCGUGCCCCGCGGCGGCGCGGGGAAGAAGGACCUGGCCGAGAUUGCCACCGAGCUCGACGAGUACUUCCUCAAGGCGGCCGACGCCGGCGCCCGCGUCGCCGCGCUGCUCGAGGCCCCUAACUGCGAGCCACCUGAGACCAACCACAGCUUCCCAGGGAAGGUUCUGAAUUACAGCAAGAACUUGCGGCCGAUGGGAUGGUCAUGGGGCGGAACCGGCUACAGUAAAGGCAGCAGUGGUUUCUCGAGGUUUGGAAGAGGAGACGAAGGGAUGGGCAAUGGCGGAAGUAGUGGAAUUCUUAGCCAUUCAUCCACCGUAGAGAAGCUCUACGCCUGGGAGAAGAAGCUGUUUCUUGAGGUCAAGAGUUACGAGGGGUUUAAGCAGGAACAUGAUAAGAAGAUAGGGCUGUUGAGGAAGCAGGAGGUGAAGGGUGUGGACUACUUGAAGAUGGAGAAGAACAAGAUGGAGGUCGAGAGCCUGGAUUCCAAAAUGCUUGUUGCCACGCAGUCCAUCGAGACCACCACUUCUGAGAUAAUGAGGCUGAGAGAAUCCGAGCUAUUUCCUCAGCUUCUUGAGCUGGUUGCUGGCUUGAUGAGCAUGUGGAGGGGCAUGUAUGAGUGUCAUCAAGUACAAACUCACAUGGUGCAGCAGCUUGAGUAUCUCAAUAAUUCCUUGAGCACUAACCCGACUUCCAAUGUCCACCGGCAAGCAGCUCUACAGCUUGAGAUCGAGGUCGACAGAUGGUACUCAGCAUUUUGCAGUCUGGUUAAGUCCCAGAGAGACUAUGUCUACUCAUUGACCGGAUGGCUUCGCCUCUCCUUGUUCCAAAGCUACCAUGAUCCACACAGUAAAGGUCAUCAGAACUCCGAUAUCUACAGCUUGUGCGAGGAAUGGCAGCUAGCCAUUGAUCGAAUCCCCGACAAGGUGGCCUCGGAAGGGAUCAAAACUCUCCUGACAGUGAUACAUGCCGUGGUUGUACAACAGGCUGAGGAGCAAAAGCAAAAAAAGAGGUCCGAGUCUGCAUUCAAGGAACUGGAGAAGAAGACAGAGGAACUAAGAUCCCUAGAGUCCAAGUAUGGGCCAUACUCUGGUGCUGAAGGCGGCUUCGGGGAUAUGUCUCGGAAGUCGCCAGUAUCAGACAAGAGGGCGAAGGUGGAGGCUCUGAGAUGUCGGGCAGACGAGGAGAAGAGCAAGUAUGAGAAGAGCAUCGGGGUCACAAGAGCAAUGACCCUGAACAACCUUCAGACGGGCUUCCCCAACGUUUUUCAGGCGAUGACGGGAUUCGCCAGCGUUUGCAUGGAAGCGUUUGAGUCGGUGUACAACUUCAAGAGUUCAGACCGGAUCCUUGAUGCGAAGAGGCUACUGACCUGAGACGUCGUCGUCUCGUGCUGUGCUGGUACUUGGUAGGUCACUGUAUAAAGUGUAUACAGUUCUAGACUUCUUGUAGAAUAGCAGGUGGAAGAGUUUUUAACUUUAGAAACCGUCUCUGUGUUAUCACCUUCUGUCUUAAGGUACUAAGAUAGUUUAGGCAGGCACAGGAAUGCCUCGAGUUCAUUUACUUGCUGUGAACGAACUUGAAGCCUUGUUCUUCAUCUUUUUGGCUAGCUCUGAGGCGAUUGUCCAUUCUUGGAUUCGGGAUGUGAAAUCUGGCAAAUUCAAGAAUCAUAUUGUUUAGUAGAUGAGAACAGAUGACACAGUAUUUCGCAUACUGCAGUCACUUGCAUUAAUUAAGACGCCCAAUUGCAUAUUCACGCAAUCACGCGUACUGGAAUAGAAUUUUGGCAAGUGCAGUCACUUGGCUUUUUGAGCAAGCCGAUGAA
Molecule: messenger RNA, 2515 nt
Organism: Oryza brachyantha (malo sina)
Lineage: Eukaryota; Viridiplantae; Streptophyta; Magnoliopsida; Poales; Poaceae
Product: protein ALTERED PHOSPHATE STARVATION RESPONSE 1
Exons: 4
Coding region: 117-2066 (649 amino acids)
Source: RefSeq, a predicted model, not a curated record